Guillardia theta CCMP2712 is the source of this 1002-nucleotide messenger RNA. RefSeq lists its product as hypothetical. NCBI's taxonomy places the organism in Eukaryota, Cryptophyceae, Pyrenomonadales, Geminigeraceae. The coding region runs from base 1 to 1002 and encodes 333 amino acids. Gene Ontology annotation, biological process: galactose metabolic process. Gene Ontology annotation, cellular component: cytosol. The transcript is spliced from 4 exons. The record is from RefSeq and is a predicted model, not a curated record. Gene Ontology annotation, molecular function: galactokinase activity; ATP binding.
AUGGCAGGAAAGGUAGAUCUGUCGGUAUGCGGACGAGUCUGCUUGCUGGGGGAGCACUCAGACUGGGCAGGAGGGUACAGGAGGACACACGCCAAGAUCUUGCCAGGGCGAUGUAUCGUUACAGGGACUGACCAGACGUUGGAGGCAACAGCAUGGGAGCACCCUAACAAGCUCAUCCUGACGACGACGAGGGACAACGGGGAGGUGGUGGGACCAUGGGAGUGUGACUUUCGGGACGAGGAGCUCUUGAGAGUAGCAAAGGGAGGAGGGUUCUGGAGCUAUGCUGCGGGUGUUGCAUAUCAGGUGAAGACCUACUACCCGGUGAACGGUCUCGUUGUGGAGAAUCACACAACGACGCUGCCGAUGAAGAAGGGUUUGUCCUCCUCUGCUGCCUACUGCGUGCUGAUAGCCAGGGCGUUCAGCAAAGUGUACGACCUGAGGAUGCCUCCGAGGGCUGAGAUGGAGAUGGCGUACUUGGGGGAGAUCCUGACCCCGUCUCGGUGCGGGAGGAUGGAUCAGUGUUGUGCCUUUGGCAGAGUGCCUACCCUGAUGUUCUUCGACGGGGACUUGCUGCAAACAGAGAAGAUAGACCCUCCCAAGGAGCCGAUCUUCCUUGUUAUCGUCGACCUCUGCGCUGCCAAGGACACGAUGGAGAUCCUUUCCUGCCUCAACAAGGCGUAUCCUGUUGCCUCGAAUGAGAUUGAGGAGGGGGUGCAGAAACUACUUGGGGAGGUGAACGAGAAGAUCGUGAAGGAGGCGGCAGAGGUUAUCUCGCAAGGGGACGCGAAGCGCCUGGGGGAGUUGAUGACGUAUGCUCAAGAGCAGUUUGAUAAGUUUGCUAUCCCAGCUUGUCCUUCCCAGCUCACCGCUCCGAAGCUGCACGCCACUUUGACCCAUCCGUCGAUCCAGCCGCUCGUUUGGGGGGGCAAGGGCGUUGGAUCGCAAGGUGACGGAUGUGCGCAGUUCGUGGCCAGGUCGGAGGAAGCCCAGGGAGAAGUAUGA